UUCCCUAGCAACUCAAGAUGCAAACCUACUACAUUAAGCAUGAAAGGAGACACUAACACCUAAUGCUUUGCUUCUACUAAUUCCUUCGUGAGCCCAGAGGAAUCAUGCAGGGGCUUACGUACUAAGAUUUCAAGAAUCUGCAUUCUUGCCUGAAAUUAUCGUAAAAUAUAACAAGUUGAUAAUUGCUGAUAUGCAUGAUCAGCUGAAAAUGGAGUGGUGGAUAAAGCCUUAGCAAGCCGAAACAAAGGAUUUAAAAAAAGAUAAGAGGAAAAACACACAAACACACACAAGCCACAAUACCUGUCUACAGUCCAAUGUUGCUAGAUAAUAAUAACCUUUAGAACACCGCAAAUGUGCUCAGAUCUGCUACAGCUACCCUCUGUCAUUAUAGUUCCUGCUAUCUUUAUCCCAGUGACUUCAGUUGUGUUUAAAGGUGCAAGGUCAACAAAAAGUCAACCACAGACACAAAGCCCAAACAAGCCCUACUAUAUAAAUCCAGAGAGAUUGUUAAUGGAACAUUUCAGACCUCAUGGAAACGGCUCUGAUGAAAAAAACUUUGAGGAAACACCAUAAAACUCUGCCAAAUGCUGAAAAAGCCGUUGCUAAUAUCUCUACCAGCUUGCCUUCAAAUCAAGCUUUGACAUCCAUCGUGUCAGAUCUUCCCACCCUUUUGCCAGAAGUAGUAGGUUUAAAUUCUAGCACUAAAUUAAACUCUGGGAAGAAGAGACCUGGGACUGUGAUAGUGUCAAAACGAUCAAGUAGUGGAGGCAUGUCCCAGGAUCAGUGGGAUCGGCCGGUCAUUCCCCCAAGAAGACCUGGCUUCAGGGUAUGCUAUAUCUGUGGCAAGGAGUUUGGAUCUCAGUCUCUUCCUAUUCAUGAGCCAAAAUGCCUGGAUAAGUGGCACAUUGAAAAUGACAAGUUACCUAGGCACCUCAGAAGACCAGCACCUACUAAACCUCAGGGCUUUCCUGGAGAAUCUUAUGAUCUGACAGCUCAAAAUGCAGCAGCAGCUCAGAGUUACCAAGCUCAGCUCCUGCCAUGUCAAAAUUGUGGACGUACUUUCCUUCCAGACCGACUCCCUGUUCACCAAAGAAGUUGUAAACCAAAGGCCAGUCCAGGUCCUUCAAACUCUAGUUCUACCAAAUUGCUUAGAUCCACAGGUUAUAGGGCAGAAUCUUCUGCACCAGACAAGGCAAGGUCCAAACCUUGUUCUACGGGCUCAUUAGAAGCUGUGCUGCCUGCAGUAAUAAGGAAACCUCCAACCGUUAUCUGUUACAUUUGUGGCCGUGAGUAUGGAACUCAUUCAAUAAGCAUCCAUGAACCACAAUGUCUUAAAAAAUGGCAUAUUGAGAAUGAUCAACUGCCAAAACAUCUACGAAGACCUGUACCUGUGAAGCCAGCAGUUAGAUCCAUAGGAGCAAAAGGUUACUAUGAUCUUGAUGCUUUAAAUGAGUCUGCCUGGCAAAGUGCCCAGAACCAGUUAGUUCCAUGUGAUAUUUGUGGUCGUACCUUCCUGCCAGACAGACUGAUCGUCCACCAGCGGUCAUGUAAACCGAAGACACCUAAGGAAAAUGCUCCUUCAUUCAGUGGAAAGAUUUAAAGGACAAAACCUCUCUCUGACUUAUAGAAGUUCCAGCACUGAAGAAUCAUGGCACUAUAUAGAAUCACGUUUCAAACAUGUCCUGUGUGAAGUUAGCAAGCUAUUGAUUGUAUAGGUGAGACAUUGAACAUGUAGCUUCUAACAGUGUUUUGUGGUGAUGGUAUUAUAAGGGGCCGUAAGUAGCUCGAAUCUUUUCUGGAUCCUCUGGAAUAGACUAUAGCCUCCAGGCUGUGUAAGAUAUACCAUUUUUCCACUUUAGCCUUUUUUUGUGAAGAAAUGAUUAUGACUUUUCAUACCCAGGAUUAGUAAAUCAUGUGCAAAAAUACUUAUUUUUAUAUAUUUAAAUUUCUUUUAAAAGACUUUUGUCUGCAGCUGGAUAAGAACAAUAAAGGCUUCAGCAGCCUUCUUUAGAAGUGAGACUUUCGUGUGUUUGGAAGACUUAAUCUCCUAUCUUGCUUCUUA
Pogona vitticeps (central bearded dragon) is the source of this 2062-nucleotide messenger RNA. It is a transcript of the gene ZNF475, whose product is annotated as zinc finger protein 475. NCBI's taxonomy places the organism in Eukaryota, Metazoa, Chordata, Lepidosauria, Squamata, Agamidae. The record is from RefSeq and is a predicted model, not a curated record.